AUGCUCUUCUGUCUGCUGGUCUUCAUGUUUACUGCAGCCCCCAAAGGUGCCCUUUGUGACAUAAAGAUGGUGGCAUCUGGUCCCACGGAGAGGAAGGUCUCUGGAUUGCUCCCACUUAACUGCACUAUAACAGGAGCACCUCUGGAUAGCCAUCGCUAUGACUGGAACUAUGUCCGUCAGACUGCGAGUGGAGAGCUACAAUUCGUUGCCUGGAUCUAUCCUUUUGGGAAUAACACAGGCCAUGCCCCACGCUUUCAAGACCGAGUCACUAUCACCGCAGAUAAAGCCAAAAAGCAGGUCUCCCUCCAGCUGCAUGCCCUGACAGCCACAGAUACAGCGACCUAUUUCUGUGCCAGGCAGCACACUGUGACACCAAUGGAAGGAAGGACUGCACAAAUAGUGGGAGGGCUGCUUGGUAACCGAGCAGAGAAAAAGCGGAAGACAAAAUCCAAAGACAGGAAAGAGGAGUAUCACCUGGCACUGAAAUAUAGGCACAAAUGUUUUUGUAUAACUGCUGAUCACUGUGUGGAACCAUUUCAUGGAGGCUUUUCUACGCUUCUGACUUGGAGAACACGAAUUCUCCUCACCAUCAUAGGAAACCUAACUGAAUGCAUUCAUUUCGAAGAACUUGGAGUGACAACAGACAAGCUGGUAUUUGGAAGUGGAGUCACCAUCUCUGUUGAGCCAAAGAAUCAAGCAGAGUCUGCCCUGGAAGUCAUUGCACUUAAAUCAAGGAAAAGCAACCAGUACAGUAGUAAAGUGAAUGUGGCUUGUUUGGCAAGGAAUUUCUACUCGAAGAACAUCAGCCUUGAUGCACCCAAAGGUGACACUGUAUAUGACCUGAAGGAACCUCUUGUCACAUCAGAGGGGACAUACAGUCUCAUGAAGAUAGUUGUGGUGGAACCAGAUACAGAGGUGACCUGCAAGGCUCUGCGUGAGGGGAGCAAGAUUGCAGCCAGCACAACCCUUCCAGCAAAGAAAGCUGAAGAACUGCUAACAGUGGAUGCUUGCAACAUUAUAAACUUCUCUUCAAAAGGUGCCAAAAUGGAGAAGGGGAAUAUGCUGUUCAUGACUGUAUUGGGUUUGAGAGUCCUGCUGACCAAAAGCAUCGCCUUUAAUGUGCUCAUGACUCUCCGGCUGUUGCUCUUCUGA
Molecule: messenger RNA, 1152 nt
Organism: Tinamus guttatus (white-throated tinamou)
Lineage: Eukaryota; Metazoa; Chordata; Aves; Tinamiformes; Tinamidae
Source: RefSeq, a predicted model, not a curated record